Histoplasma capsulatum G186AR is the source of this 1551-nucleotide messenger RNA. RefSeq lists its product as uncharacterized. Gene Ontology annotation, molecular function: transmembrane transporter activity. Gene Ontology annotation, biological process: transmembrane transport. The record is from RefSeq and is a predicted model, not a curated record. The transcript is spliced from 3 exons. The coding region runs from base 1 to 1551 and encodes 516 amino acids. Gene Ontology annotation, cellular component: membrane. NCBI's taxonomy places the organism in Eukaryota, Fungi, Ascomycota, Eurotiomycetes, Onygenales, Ajellomycetaceae.
AUGGCUGCUGAUUCUGAUCAUAUUCUCCUCGACGAUGAGACUAACGCUCUCCUUGGGACGGAAUCGUCCCUGCCAACAGUCCGCCCUCGAAAAACCAGGGAAAAACCUGUCGUUUUCGUAUUUCUCUGUGUACUAAUAGUAUUCUGUGUUGAUUUUGGAAACUUCCUCUCCGUCGCUCCUCAAACCCGCAUCUACGAGGCUAUAGCUUGCCGCAAGUAUUAUGAAAAGCACGAACCAGGCCAAUAUCGAUUGUUAGAAGACAUUCCAGAGGACAAGUGUAAAAUCCCACCGGUGCAGGGCGAACUAGCCUUCGUGCAAGGAUUGCAGAUCAGUUUCGAAGCGCUCCCCACGGUGGUUGGCCUUCUGUUGGGUCAAUUUUGGGUACUUUUGGUAUGCUGGUUCUCUCGGGUCAUGUCUCUACGGGCAGUGUGGCUGGGGUCAGCAGCUCUCUUCAUAGGGGGUGGAGCUGGCGUGGCAUUAGCCAUGUUGAUGACAAUGAUAACGGAUGUUGUUGAGGCUAGAUAUAGAUCAACGGCAUUUUUCCAGAUAGCCUUGGCUAUCGUUAUCACUCAAUUUUUGGCCCCUCUCUUAGCAUCAUGGAUGAUGCUAAAAGGGAGCCCCUGGAAUCCUCUCUUUUUGGGCUCAAUAUGCGCUACCUGCAGUCUCCCGUUGCUUUUAAUAAUACCUGAGACGGUUCGUUUCAGAGACCUCAAAUCGCAUCUACAGCCAACUUCGGAAGACGAAUACGCAAGUGGCGAGGAUGUAGAAGAUCUCUUUGACACCAUUCAUAACAGCUUUUCAAAACCCACUCUCAAACACCGUCUCCAUCUUCUCCGCACAGCCAUCAAAUCCGUAAUCCCAAACCGCACCACAGCUCUUAUCCUCUGGAUAUUAUUCAUUGCGAACAUCGGCAGUAAGCAGCUGUCAAUCAUGCUUCUAUACGUCUCGACUCGUUAUGGAAUCCCCCUCUCUACAGCAAAUUUCUCCCUUACCAUCUUCGCAGGCGUCAACAUAUUCUUGCUCCUCGUCUUGUUGCCCACAGUCUCCCGCUACCUCACUGUAAACCGGCGCUAUACCACCGCAACCAAAGAUCUCAUCCUGUCCCGAUAUAGUAUCAUCAUGUACACGCUUGGUGCCCUCUGCUUAGGCCUUGCCCCAACGAUUGCCACCAUGAUCGCAGGGCUGGUGAUUUACACGCUUGGUUCCGGGCUCGGUUCCCUAAAUGCGAGCAUGGUGGCUACCUACGUUGAACCCAAGCAUAUGGCAAGGUUAUAUUCCGUGGUGUCGGUGGUUUCAAUGUUCGGCGUUUUUGUUGGCUCACCAUUACUGGCUGGGUUGUUUUCACUGGGAUUGAAGAUGGGGAAGGGGUGGAUUGGAUUGCCAUAUUUUGGAAUCACACUAUUGUAUGGGCUAAUUUUCGUGGCGGUUUGGUUUAUACGAUUGCCAGAAAAAGUAAAUGAAGCCGACGAUGGGAACAGGGAUAGUGAAGAUGACAGAUAUGACGUGGAGACGCCAUCGUCAAGUUUGAUUUUGAGGUCUUCCAACAAUUGA